Messenger RNA from Schistosoma mattheei, 1596 nucleotides. NCBI's taxonomy places the organism in Eukaryota, Metazoa, Platyhelminthes, Trematoda, Strigeidida, Schistosomatidae. The record is from the annotation of a GenBank genome assembly.
AUGAAUAGUAUUAGUUUAACUAUGUCUGCUAAUGAAUAUCGGGCAAUAAUGUUUUUACGUAAAGUAUUAGAAAAACACGGUGGUGCAGCUGGUCAAUCUGGUUUAAAUUUACAUGAUUUAAUGCAAUUCUUAUCUAAUAAAGCACCUGAAACUGUUCAAACAACAAUUGGUUGGACUAAAAUUGAAUUAGAAGAAUUUUUAAAUCAACACAAUCUAUUUUUUGAAUUAAAAUUAAUCAAAGCAUCAUUUAAUGGUGAUGAUGAUGAUGAUGAUGGAACAAAUGAUAAUUCUAAUCACCAUAGUGAUUAUUCACAAGUGAACCAACGAUGUCAACAACGUAAAUAUCAACAAUUAUCAAAUUCAAAUAUAGAUUAUAUUAAUGUAUGUAAUAAACGUUUAAAUCGUAUGAUUAAUAUUAUUAUUACUGCAUCAAAACCAAUGGAUUUAAAUGGUAUACGUACAUUGACAAAUCGUUGUGGUAGAAUAUUUCAUGUAGCUAAAUUAUGGGGAAUUAUUGAUUUGGGUAAACAUGAACAUGUAUUCUUUGAUAAAUCAAUAUUUCGUCAUGUAGAUGAUUUACAAAAACAUUUCAAAGUUGAUGAAAUUUUAUAUUUCAAUGCUGUUCUUGCACCGAAAGAGUCACGUGCAAAAUGGCGUGCAACUCAUGUUUGGAAAGAAUGUGAUCGUGAAAAUGUUGAAAAAUUUGGAGCGUUAUCUCAUAUGAAAAAAUUAAAUUCAUUAACCAAUAAUCGUAACAAAACACUCUUACAUAAUAUACAAAACUUUUAUGAAUCCGAUAUAAAUAAACGAAAUGGACAUAACAAAUCGAGAUCACGUGAAGUUGCUAUCGGUACCAUGGAUCAUGAAGGAAAUGUUGGUACUAUGGAAACUACAAUUUCUACUGCUGCUGAUGACGAUACUGAGGUUGAAGAAGAAAUUGAAGAUUUUAUCGUCGAAACGUGUACAAAUAAUAAAGAAAGAGAGUUGGUCAGAUCAAAUCUAAAUCAUCUAGUGGAUAACGAUUCCGACUUAGAAUAUGCUUUAGCUGGUGAUGAGGAGAUUGAGGACGAAGGGGAUGAACCAUUUGUUUCACCGAUAGCACAUGAAGAAGGUUUACAUUUACCAAUUGAUAUAAAAUUUAUACCAGGUGAAGUCGAAGAAGAAAUGCAACGUGUGCUUAAUUUUCAGUCAAAACACAAUCAUAAUAAAACUGGCAUCCAGCCAUUAUCAAACUCCAAAUCAUCAUGCCUUGAAUUAUACGAUUCAAGUCACUCAACAGAAUCAUGUAAUCAAACACAAUCGGAACCAUGUUAUAUAAAAAGCAGUGGUAAUCAUACCAUAACUAUGAUUAAUAAUAAUGACGAUAAUUAUAUUUAUAAUGACAAGAAUAAUGAUCACAAUCGACAUCAUAGCCUUGUGACUUCAUCGACUGAAUCUUCAACGAAACCAAUGAAAAAUACCCUAAAUCAUUUAUCAAAAGAGGAUAGUGGAACAUCAAGUUCGCUAUCUGAAAUGAGUGGUGUAUCUAUAGCUGUCCAAACUGUCUCAACAGGUGAUAUAAUGACAACUCAGUUAUAUCACGAUAAUAAAGUAUAA